AGUGGCUGAAUCACAUAAAUUUUGGAGAAAUCACUUAUGAUCUACAUAAAAUCUAAACAGUAAAAUAUGUUAAAGUGUAUUUUGUUCUGUGCAGGGAGGUUGGUUUUAGAAAUAUGAGGAGAGUCCAUUCAUAAAAGUAUGAAUUUAAAGGCAUAGCUUCUUGCUGCAUUUUAGAUGUUGAUAUGCAAUGUUUCUUUAAUCAGAUUGAAGGCUUACAAUCAGAGAAAAAAUGGUCAAGAUGAUGUUCAGGCACAAUUGAUGAAAGAGCUGACUUCAUUCGAAGCACACCUUUUAAUGACUCCGGAAUUUGUUGAGAUACGAGGAAAGGUUGGAAGAUGUGUUCCAGUUAUUUUACCUCUGGAAACGCGCCAGGCUUUAUAUAUAAGUUUUAUUGCAAGCAAGAUAGUCCGAAAGGCAUGUUCCAUUCCAGUUGAAUCUCCAUACCUUUUUGGUAGCAAAACUGGAGGUGUAUUUAGGGGGUAUGAUGCCAUAUCAAUUGUUGCUCAAGAGGCUGGGCUGUCAAGUCCAAGCCUUAUUCGUACAAGUAAUAUGAGGAAAUAUAUGGCCACCAUGGUUCAGGCUCUUGAUACCAGUGAAGCUGAGAGGAGUUGGAUCAUACAACACCUAGGGCAUAGUAUGGAUGUGCAUUUACACCAUUACAGACAAACAUCUGAUGUACUAGAAAGAACAGAAGUAGCAAAGAUUUUGUUGAUUGAAGAUUUUGGAAUAGUGCCCCAUUAUGUGGGAAGAAAACUUUCCGAUAUUCAGUUGGAUGGUAAGUUAUUUUGAUUUUGAUGUUGAUGUCAUAGCAUGCACCAGACAGAACGCGUCAGAUGUAAUUAUA
Molecule: messenger RNA, 844 nt
Organism: Magallana angulata
Lineage: Eukaryota; Metazoa; Mollusca; Bivalvia; Ostreida; Ostreidae
Exons: 4
Coding region: 175-789 (204 amino acids)
Source: RefSeq, a predicted model, not a curated record